This is a messenger RNA of Mytilinidion resinicola, 1800 nucleotides long. Its product is annotated as Pet127-domain-containing protein. The annotation marks the transcript as partial. The record is from RefSeq and is a predicted model, not a curated record. Gene Ontology annotation, biological process: mitochondrial RNA 5'-end processing. Lineage: Eukaryota; Fungi; Ascomycota; Dothideomycetes; Mytilinidiales; Mytilinidiaceae. Gene Ontology annotation, cellular component: mitochondrial envelope; mitochondrion. The transcript has 2 exons.
CGUGGACCAGUGGACAUCAAACGACUCUCACCAGACGACUUGCAUUUUAAUCCUGUAGACGUUGAAGUUCCUCCCGUACCUACUCUGGCCCAUGGACUCGACAGGGUCCUAUUUAACCCGGGAGUCUACCACCUCCAAGAUCCACGAUCUCGCGUCUACAACUUCGACCCAUACCUUGAAAAGAUUAUGCCAGCCGCAGAAUUUGACUUUGAUUCUUUGGAAAAGUAUAUGACGUCCUCUAAAGACCAAGGACUCAUCAAUAUGGCGAAAAGUCUAGGUGCCAAAUUCACGGGCUCGACUUCUAGCAUGUCUGGGAUCCUGACCCACUUCCACUAUCUGCUUUCGCAAUGGCGCACACUGAACCUCAACAUGCUCUCAAAGGAAUUCCCUGACAUUACAAACAAGUUCAGCAAAAUCCAACGCGCUCCUAGUGCAAUAUUCUUACGUUGGAGAGAUGGCACGUAUGCCAUUGAUGCCGACAAGGAGUUCGAUACUCCGAAUAUAAUGAGCUGGCUAGGCCAGUCCAUGGAAAAACUCUUGACCAAUUCGCCCGACAUGUUUGAGCGCUACAGGAGGAGCAAUCCAGAGGACACGCCUACUGACGAAGACGGCAAAUGCUUCCAUUACACGCAACAGGGCAAUGUCCUUAUGCGAUCGCAACUUGAUGCCAAGGAUCCGCGAUUGCCUGGUACUGGUAUCUUCGACCUGAAGACUAGGGCGGUUGUCUCCGUGCGCAUGGAAGCCAGUGAGUUCGAGCAGCGCUCAGGCUACCAGAUUCGCAAUCUUCGCGGAGAGUGGGAGUCUUUCGAGCGCGAGUACUUCGACAUGGUCAGGGCGACCAUGUUGAAGUAUUCCUUGCAGGUUCGCAUGGGUAGAAUGGACGGUAUCUUCAUUGCUUUCCACAAUGUGGAGCGUAUUUUUGGAUUUCAAUACGUUAGCAAGGCGGAAAUGGACCUUGCUCUUCAUGGCCAGGAGGAUCCAUGUCUCGGAGACCAGGAGUUCAAGCUUAGUGUCGAGCUCUUGAGUGAGGUUCUUGACAAGGCAGCGAAAAAGUUCCCCGAGCAGUCUAUUCGCUUGCACUUUGAGACACGCGAUGUCGAGGUUCCAUUCAUGUACGUUUUCGCCGAACCUGUGUCGGAAGAGCAGGUUGAGGCCAUCCAGACCAAAAAUUCGGAGCUUAUGAAGGAGUUUGAACGGUCCGUUGUAGGGUUAGUGGGAGAGGAAGAAGAAAUGCAAAAGGAAUGGGGUGAGAUCAAUACCCGCAUCGAGGCAGAGCUCGAGCAAGAUCAGGAAGGUAAAGCCGAUGCCGAGGAGGAAGGAACCCCUGCUGCACAAGAAGUGGAAGAUGUCGAGGCUGAAGAAGAUUCCAUCACAGACGGCGUGGCGGAAGCGGAAAUAGAGUCAGCCAAUUUGUUGACCGACGCCAAGUCCAUCGUUGGGUCUCUCGAGUCGUCGCUGCCAGAGCCUGCCGAAGACAAUGUUCUCGGCCUCACUCUCACCGUUCGCAACAAGCUGAAUGGCAAAUAUAUCAGUCGUCCGACGAACUUGACCCUCGCUGAGGACUGGACCAUCGAGUAUAGUCUCGGCGAGAUCCCCAUUGCACACGGACGCGCAGGUCGACUGCUGGAGCAACUCAAAGGCCGUCGCCAGAAAGCGUUGGUUCGGGAGGCAGUCGAGGAGAACGCGAACGAUUAUUACAGCAAGAUCCUGCAAGAGUACAGCAGCAAGGGCCGGGCGUGGCGCGAAGAGAUGGAUGCUGACGAUGCUGAGAAGGAGAGGCUGGUGUAUACACCGCUUGGU